This is a messenger RNA of Nicotiana attenuata, 2729 nucleotides long. Its product is annotated as BEL1-like homeodomain protein 9. The coding region runs from base 352 to 1860 and encodes 502 amino acids. Gene Ontology annotation, molecular function: DNA-binding transcription factor activity, RNA polymerase II-specific; RNA polymerase II cis-regulatory region sequence-specific DNA binding. Lineage: Eukaryota; Viridiplantae; Streptophyta; Magnoliopsida; Solanales; Solanaceae. The record is from RefSeq and is a predicted model, not a curated record. The transcript has 4 exons. Gene Ontology annotation, biological process: regulation of transcription by RNA polymerase II.
UAUUUGAGUGAGUGUAACAGUGAUUUCUCUCGACUAAGGUGAUUGUCUUUUCUAUUUCUCUCUCUGCCAAUAUUUUGCAGCCUCAACUCAGACUGAAAGAUAUCAGUAUACUGUCAUAAUCCACAAUACUACUACUAGUACUACUAUUAAUAAUAACAAUAGCCUUUCACUUCAUCCAAUCACACCCACAACAUCUCUUCAUUCACUGUUCCUGAUUUUAACUCCUUUGUUUUCUCUUCUUUUCAUCUAUCCUUCUCCAUCCUUUCAUCUCCUUCUUUCCUCAGUCUUUACAGAAAAAAGCAGUAAAAAAGAAAAGAAAAAUAGACUCUUAUUUUCUUUCUUGUUAUAGUGAUGGCUGAAGGAUUUGAACCAUAUCAUGUCCCACAACAAAGUAGAAGAGAUAAACUUCGAGUUUUAGUUGAUGAUAAUCUCCAACUCCAAAAUUAUGCUCCUUAUUACGAUCCAUCAAUUAUAACAUCAGAUUUGCCAACUUUUCAAGAAAUUAAUGGCACCCCAUUUCUUUAUACACCUCAAAACCUAAGAUUUCUUGAUCAAUCAUUCCGUACUAGUGGUGAAGAUAUGGUGCACAAUAGUAAUAAUAAUAAUACAAAUGGUCAAGGUUUAUCUUUGUCUUUGUCAUCUCUUCAUCACAACAACACUAGAAAUCAUGAGUUGUCGUCAAAGAGUAGUUGUGUUCCACUUGGACCUUUUACGGGGUACUCUUUAAUUCUAAAGAGAUCAAGGUUUUUGAAACCUGCACAAUUGUUGUUAGAAGAAUUAUGUGAUGUGGGUAGAGAAAAAUUAGAAGCUGAAGAUUCCAAUUUAAUGGAUUUUCGACAUGAGAAUAUUGUUGUUGAUCGACAAGAUUGUAGUAAUGGAGAUGAGCAUGGGAAGAAGAAAUCCAGGUUAAUUUUGAUGCUUGAUGAGGUAUACCAAAGGUAUAAGCAGUAUCAUCAGCAGCUACAAAUGGUUGUGACAUCUUUUGAAUCUGUUGCUGGACUUGGGAAUGCAGCACCCUUUGCAAACUUAGCCUUAAAAACCAUGUCUAAACACUUCAACUGUCUUAAAAAUGCCAUCACUGACCAACUGCAAUUUACAAACGAAUAUCGUCAUGGUCAAAGAAUUUGUGAAAGAGACUCUAUCCCUAGAGUUGGAAAAGGACUCUUUUGCCGAAAACCAGAUCAAAUCCACAAUAAUGCUGGAUUUGCUGAUAGGACUCACCCUGUUUGGCGACCACAAAGAGGGCUUCCUGAGCGUGCAGUGACCGUUCUUAGGGCUUGGUUGUUUGACCAUUUUCUUCAUCCUUACCCCACGGACACUGACAAAGUAAUGUUAGCCAAUCAGACUGGCCUCUCAAGGAAUCAGGUUUCUAAUUGGUUCAUCAACGCAAGAGUAAGACUUUGGAAACCUAUGGUGGAGGAGAUACACAUGCUUGAAACCAAGGAAGCUCAUAAUAAAGCUUCACAAAGGGAGGGACAAAACAGCAACAAUAACUCCAUUGAACAUUUUCCUACGAGUAAUUCACAUGCAGCAUGUGAAACUCCAUCUACUUCGGCACCAAGAUUACAAGACACUCCACCAAAACGAACUCGAAAUGAUUUUCCAAUGGGAAACACGGAUUCAAUAAGUUUAUCUUAUGCCAAUUUGUCAACUGGAACCGGUGGCGUGUCCUUAACCUUGGGCCUUCAUCAGAAUACUGGGAUUGGUUUAUCGGAACCCUUUCCGAUUAAUGCAGCUCGACGUUUUGGUAUUGAUGCAAAUAGUGACAGGUUUAUGGUUGGUGGUGGAUUUGAACAACAAAAUGGACAGUUUGGAAGAAAUAUUGUUGGUGGGCAGUUUUUGCAUGAUUUUGCUGGUUGAACAAGAUUUUGGACUUCAUCAUUUCAUAAGCCUUCAAUUUAUCAAUUAACCACAGAGGCUUGAGUUUGAUAUAGUCUUCAGAAUCGCAUGACCAUCUAGGGCUGGUCCUUUGGAGGUAUAUUUCAACCUUAGACACAUUAAGUAGAAUCACAAUUUCUGAUGCUUCUUGUUUAUAAUUGUGAUUAAAUAUUUGUUUAUACUUCAGUCUUUUCAUCUGUUUCAGGUUAUGUAAACCUGUUCAUGCAUUGUCAUUCGUGACUUGUUCAUGGUUUUUCUUGAAAUCAGGGGAAGAAAUGAAAUUAUUUUAAAAAAAAUAAUAAAUGGAAAAAGAAGAAGACACAGAUUUUAUCUUUUCUUUGUUUUCAGUUGAAAGUUGUUAAGGAGAAAAUUAUGCUAGUUUAACUUCUAUGCGUCGACAAUAUAAUAAAAAUUCUACACUAUCAAGUCAUUUAUAAGUAACUAUCCAUAACAAGAUAGAUUAGAAAAUCUGAAAAUGUAAAACAAGUUACUUACUAUACGACAAUUUAAAAUACAUAAAACUCUUCCCAUUGUUAGUAUAUUAGUUAAAUUUUUCUUCUUGGUGUUUUCCUCCUUUAGAUAUAAUCUUAUACUAUUGUACUGUUUGUGUUAUCUUUCUGGGUUCCAAACCCCACCUGUGAGACUAUACUAUAUAUGUUUGUUAUUGUUGUUGUUGGUUCUACGAUGGACGCUGCUGUAUGCAUGGCCUGCCUUUCGUUGUUUAAUGUAUACUACAAGUUAUAAAAGGGAGCUUUGGAGCAACAUUAAAGUUGUUUCGUGUAACCUAUAAAUCACGAAUUCGAGAUUGUAAAAUUAGCUAUAUAUUGAUACAUCAGGGUAAGUUGCCGAUA